CCUCUUGUUGUGAAAGAACUUGGAACAUUCUCUGUUGGGAAUUCUGGAGCUAUGACGACUCCUUCUACCUUCAGCCUAAGAAGGACUGUGAUGAAUCACGUUGUCUCAUUUUUAAAGAGAAAAAAAUAUGUCUCUUUUACAGUUAAGCAGCAGAAAGCCAGGCCUUGGAGAAUUUUAAAUCUCCCAUCAUUUUUACUUGCCAGUUUUACUGGCUGUCUGACCUAAGCUUCUUCUUUCUUCUUCUUUUUUUUUUUUUUUUCAAUUGCUUUCAGAUCUCUUUUUUCUUCCUCUCUUAGAGUUACUUACAUUUCAAGAAGGAGAAAGCAUAGCUGGUUGUACUCUUGUAUGUUAUCAGACAUGAAUAGCAUAACCAUCAUUCUUCUUGCCUGGUUCAUGGCUCUGGUCUAUUCCCACAUUGUUAUGGAAGAGAAAACGGAGAGGAUCAAUGCUGAAAGUGCUGUUCGACUUUCUGAGCUCCUUCCACCAAUAUCCAUUGUAGAUUUAACAAAGACAUCCCGAAGAGUGAGCAGGGUGGAUGCAGAAAGAAAUAAACUGGCCAAGCGGAAAGCCAUUCCUAAAAAGAAAAUUCGUCCACCCCCAUCGCCAAACUGCGUACCUCUUCAGUCCAGCUGCAAACCUCCGGCACCGCCUUGUUGUGAGCCCUGCGCAAUCUGUUACUGCCACCUCUUCAAAACGGUCUGCUACUACAAGAUGGGCUACCCGUACUGCUGAUAGGACAUCAUGUGCCCCUGCACACAUUGGAACACUAUGAACAGUCCCUCUUGGUAAAACGGAUGUCCAGCGAUAUCUCUGUACAAACUUUAUCACCAUUGUUGCAGCUUAUGUCACUUAUUUCAGUAUUUAUUAUAAGAACAGCCAGAAAUACCCCUACAAAUUUAUUUUCUCUUCAUUGUUGGCAGUAGGUGACCCAGUUCAAUACAAUUGGGCAGCCACAGUGAUGUCCAGGCCUAAAAAGAAUAAGUAUGUUUAACAGCCAACCAAAGGGCUAUUGUAUGUUAGUAUGCUAGUGAUUGUUUGAGACCAACAUGCAUCAAUCAGUUCUUAAAUGCCCACUCUUUCUAUCCAAUUAGAUAUCCAUAUAUUGACCCAUGUAUGAGUUAGUAGCUAUAUGUAAGCUGGUAUAGUCAGAGAACAUCAAAAUCCAAUUUUUCUUACCCAAAAAUCUGCUUGCCUCAAACCUUUUGUUUACAGAUUGAUUGUGCCAUUUUUAGGUUGGCAGAUUAUUUUCGCAUUGGUUGCCUCAAAGGUGUAAUGCCCUGUACACACGAUCGGUCAA
Rana temporaria (common frog) is the source of this 1297-nucleotide messenger RNA. RefSeq names its product agouti-signaling protein-like. Lineage: Eukaryota; Metazoa; Chordata; Amphibia; Anura; Ranidae. The coding region runs from base 346 to 732 and encodes 128 amino acids. The record is from RefSeq and is a predicted model, not a curated record. Gene Ontology annotation, cellular component: extracellular region. Gene Ontology annotation, molecular function: neuropeptide hormone activity; melanocortin receptor binding. The transcript is spliced from 4 exons. Gene Ontology annotation, biological process: hormone-mediated signaling pathway; melanosome organization; positive regulation of melanin biosynthetic process.